Ilex paraguariensis (yerba mate) is the source of this 219-nucleotide messenger RNA. The record is from the annotation of a GenBank genome assembly. NCBI's taxonomy places the organism in Eukaryota, Viridiplantae, Streptophyta, Magnoliopsida, Aquifoliales, Aquifoliaceae.
AUGAAAGAAACACUAAAGUCACUCUGGCUACAGUUGAUACAACAUUUGCAUCCAGCAAGUAGACAUAACCCUAGCAUAUCAGAUCAGGAUGCAGCAAGUAAAGAAGUCCUCAUCAUGCAAAAACAAGUGGUUGCAUUGCCUGAAGACAUUGUUCACUCCAAUGUUGCUUUUUCAGUGGCAGUAGCAUUUGCUGUUGGUGAAUUGGACACCAAGAAUGAG